This is a messenger RNA of Microdochium trichocladiopsis, 270 nucleotides long. RefSeq lists its product as uncharacterized. Lineage: Eukaryota; Fungi; Ascomycota; Sordariomycetes; Xylariales; Microdochiaceae. The annotation marks the transcript as partial. The transcript has a single exon. The record is from RefSeq and is a predicted model, not a curated record.
UUCGACAGGCAGAUCACGAAAUGUCUUGAGCGAACAAGUCGAGUACCGAACGAGGUACUGCGAUACCUCGCUAGCACAGAUGCUAGCCGCCCAGCAGCUUCCCCUUUCAAGACGGAGAACGGCCAGGAUACGAAGGAUCGAUACCAGGCCUACUGGAAGCGCUACCUUUACUACUGCGUCCGGGUAGGGCGUCUCGGUCGAGAGGUAGCGAUGGAGAAGUUCCGGAUCCGGUUCGACGAUUCCCAGUGGGCUGCACUAGAGGAGAUUAUU